AUGCGAAGUAAAGCGAACAGAUGGAAGGAGAUUGAAGACAUUCAUGAUUCGGAGAAGACGCCCACCUGGAUUGCUCCUCCCAAUUCUUUGAUGAUGCAGGGCUUCGAGUGGCAUGUCCCGGCCGAUCAACGCCAUUGGAAGCGUCUGAAAAAGGCAAUGCCAAGCCUCCGAGAUAUUGGGGUAGACAUUGUCUGGAUUCCUCCAGGGUGCAAAGGAAUGGAUGUAUCAGGAACUGGCUACGACCUAUACGAUCUGUGGGACUUGGGAGAGUUCGAUCAAAAAGGAUCUCAAGCAACGCGUUGGGGACCAAAAGAGGAUUUAUCGGAUAUGGUGCAAGCGGCACUAGAUGUUGGUAUCGGAAUCUGUUGGGACACUAUAUUGAACCACAAAGCCGGAGCAGAUAUGACCGAAAGUUUUCAAGCCACGAGAGUGAAUCCUAAUGAUCGAAAUGUUGCGCUUUCACCGACCGAGCAUAUUUCCGGUUGGGUAGGAUUUGACUUUGCAGGCCGCAAAGGGAAGUAUAGUUCUAUGAAAUAUCAUUAUCGUCAUUUCAACGGUGUCGAUUGGGACGACACACGGAAGGAAAAUGGAGUCUAUAAAAUUGCCGGAGCUCGGAAAGACUGGGCUCAGGAUGUGAGCGACGAGCACGGUAACUAUGACUAUCUGAUGUUUGCCAAUCUGGAUCACACCAACCCGGAAGUCCGAGCCGAUAUCUUUCAAUGGUCGGAAUGGAUUGGAACUGAACUACCAAUCACCGGCAUGCGAAUUGAUGCAGCGAAACAUUAUUCGGCCUCAUUCCAGAGAGACUUUGUUAAUCAUCUAAGGCGCACGGUUGGUGCCAACUAUUUUCUUGUUGGGGAGUACUGGCGGGGUGAAGUAAAUCUUCUUCUGAGAUACCUCAAACUUAUGAACUACGAAGUCUCUCUAUUUGAUGUGCCACUCCUAGGUCAUUUUGCACUCACUUCUCAGACUGAAGGCGCCGACCUGCGGAAGUUGUUCAAAGGCACUUUAGUCGAGCAGAGCCCAAAGCAUGCAGUAACAUUUGUGGGAAAUCAUGACACGCAACCUGGUCAAUCCUUGGAGACAAUAAUCAUACCUUACUUUAAGCCAAUUGCCUACGGAUUGAUUCUCCUUCGCAGCCAAGGCCAGCCAUGUGUCUUCUAUGGAGACUUGUACGGCGUCCGAGGCGGUCCAACAGCCCAUUCCCGACCCUCUUGCAAUGGCAAGCUCCCGAUCUUGAUGCAAGCUCGCAAGCUUUACGCCUACGGAGAGCAACGGGACUACUUUGAUAAACGGCAUUGCAUUGGGUUCGUGCGCUACGGCAAUGUCAAUUACCCUUGGGGACUCGCUUGCAUUAUCAGCAAUACCGUCGCAACCUACAAGCGCAUGUAUGUCGGUGUCAAGCACGCAGGAGAGGAAUGGACGGAUAUAUUGGACUGGUGCAUUGAGACAGUCAUCAUCGACCAUCGUGGAUAUGGAAUAUUUUCAGUUGCUGCAAAGAGCAUAAGCGUUUGGGUUAAUGAUAAGGCCAAGGGAAGAAAGAGCCUCGCCCGGCCUUUCGAUACUAAUAUCUAUGAUCUUUGA
Molecule: messenger RNA, 1584 nt
Organism: Penicillium odoratum
Lineage: Eukaryota; Fungi; Ascomycota; Eurotiomycetes; Eurotiales; Aspergillaceae
Product: alpha-amylase
Exons: 8
Coding region: 1-1584 (527 amino acids)
Biological process (GO): carbohydrate metabolic process
Molecular function (GO): hydrolase activity, hydrolyzing O-glycosyl compounds; calcium ion binding
Source: RefSeq, a predicted model, not a curated record